AUGACUGUCCGCCUCCUCUGUUUUAUCAAGCGUCUCCCCCACGUCUCGUUCGAAGAGUUCGACCAUCACUGGAAAAACACCCACGGCAAGCUCGUCGCGUCCUUGCAGCCAAUCGUAGAUGGCAAGAUCACAUACACUCAGCUACACGUAAACCCUGUAGCGUCGUCGACCCUCCAGGCCGCCACGUUUCCAGUGAUUAGCUAUGACGGAAUCGCAGAGUUCCAUGCGGAGACGGUCGAGGAGAUCUUGCAAUUGUUCGGCUCCCAGGAAUACCAAGAGAAAGUGGCUUUCGACGAAGCCACCCUUGGUUUUGAUCGUGCCGCCGUCCAGGUGAUGGUCGGGGAGAACCACGUACCUCAGCCCGCGAAGUAGUAUCAUGCGGGUCCCAAAGGUUGUAGAGUAUUUCGUACGAUAUCGAAGCAGAGCAUUACGAAUGAAUGAUGAUAGAAGUCAG
Messenger RNA from Stereum hirsutum FP-91666 SS1, 454 nucleotides. RefSeq lists its product as uncharacterized. The transcript has 4 exons. Lineage: Eukaryota; Fungi; Basidiomycota; Agaricomycetes; Russulales; Stereaceae. The record is from RefSeq and is a predicted model, not a curated record. Gene Ontology annotation, molecular function: oxidoreductase activity. The coding region runs from base 1 to 372 and encodes 123 amino acids.